AGCAUGGCGUCAGCGUUCCCGAGCUGGUCCCUGGUGCUGGUGGUGACCGCGAUCGUCGGCCUGCGGUUAGACAGUGCGGCUGCCGCGCCAAUGUACCGAUCAGGAGCCCGGGAAGCGGUGCAGGGCUGUGGGCGCAGCACGCAGGCUGAGCUGGUCGAGUGCGUCGCCGCGUCCGUCCAGCAAUUCGUGAACUUUAUGUCGAGCGGCAAGCUGACACCGAAACACUGGAUCACCCCGUUCGAUCCGCUUCACCUGCCCAACAUGACCAUCUACCAGCGGAAGGAGAUGCGCGCGAAAGCCGUCUACGUGAACCGCUAUCUGGUGGGGCUGAAGAACAGCUUCAUCCAGGACGUCAGGGUCGAUCUGGAUCGGCUACAGUUCAACGCGACGGCCCUGCUGCCGGCCCUGGAAAUACUGGGCAUGUUCGCGUCGGCAGUCGGUCAGGAGAGCGACCUGGCGACGGAAAACUCCAUCCUAACCUUCUCACUACGCAACACUGUGAUCGACUUUGUGGCCCGCGGUUCGCUCUACACACCGGAAGGAAGCUCGUCCCCGCAUCUAUGGCUACAGCUCGACAUCAACUACAUGGCGAUCGCGAGCUACGUGCUGAGCGAGCAUCUCGGCACCGACCACGGGACGUCCGCAGCGCCGGCGGCAUCCGAGGACGACGAUUGGGUGUCGGACGCCCGGAGCUCCAACCGGGCGGACCGCAGCAGCGCCACGGCCGCCAUCACGCCCGCCAAGUUCAUGAAGCUGAUGGAGAAGGACCUCCGGGUGCAGCUCAUCCGGCGGCUGCAGUACAUCGCAAACGAGGCGCUAGCGUUGGCGCCAUUCGACCAGCUCUUUCCCGUCUGA
Molecule: messenger RNA, 855 nt
Organism: Anopheles bellator
Lineage: Eukaryota; Metazoa; Arthropoda; Insecta; Diptera; Culicidae
Exons: 4
Coding region: 4-855 (283 amino acids)
Source: RefSeq, a predicted model, not a curated record